This is a messenger RNA of Cephus cinctus (wheat stem sawfly), 4294 nucleotides long. Its product is annotated as dynein-1-beta heavy chain, flagellar inner arm I1 complex. NCBI's taxonomy places the organism in Eukaryota, Metazoa, Arthropoda, Insecta, Hymenoptera, Cephidae. The transcript is spliced from 19 exons. The record is from RefSeq and is a predicted model, not a curated record. The coding region runs from base 775 to 4236 and encodes 1153 amino acids.
AAUUAUAAAUUACAUUUGUAUUUAGUAUUUAUUUGGAAAACUAAUUACUAAUUACGUAUUAUAACAUGAAUUUUACAUUCCACAUCAUAAAUGAUCCGCAGCUAUAGGGAACGUAGAAAGCAUAAUCUAAAAUGUUUCAAACGUCAGUUCUAGGUUAAAACGCACAGAUUCCUUAGUUCUAAGUUAAACAGCCUCUCAUCCGUCUUGGUGUUAAUAUUUCUUUGCUUUGCUGUAGUUUUUCCUUUCUUUGUUGUUUGAACACUUUGGCGCAACCACUUUGUCUGAGAACUUAUGGUAUGGAACCUAACACCAGGAGAAGUGAGGAACGAGGAGCUGAAUUUGGAGGAUAUUUCGAGACCGACUGCCACCGACCAGGAGUCGACGUGUCUUCCUCGCCCUGCGGCGAGGCCGUUAAAAAAUCCACGAAGGGCCCAAGCCAUAUAACUGUCGGAGCCAGUGGCUGGGGGGAUGGUGGGGAGCCACCGGUACCGUGGACUUUUGCGCACCCUGCCCUACAAACGGACUACCGCAACCGAAGACUUCCGAAAUAACUGGACAAAGUCUGAGGAGCUUCCGCUCUUGUUUCCUACGUCGUUCAACCGUUUUCACGCUCUUCUACUUCUUUCGCGAAUGAAAAUACGUCGUUGCGGUCAAAACUCGCAGUGACUUUUGCCGCUUUACGAAAGUUCACGAUAAAGUUCCUGGGUCGGACAUCGCCGCAGUGUUAGUCCGCAACCGAAUAACAGCACGUGAAACGAGUGAAAUUGUGACGAGAUGGCAGAUAAAAAGGAUAAUCAGAAUGAUGAAUCAGACACGAGAAGACCAAGAAAGAUUGAAAAGUCACCGCCAGAUCUUCAUAGAGAAUAUUUAGACAUGGAUACGGAUGAGGAAGAGUUUGGUCACCAAGAAACCCCAGAAUCUGAGGAAGAGUUACCUGCUGAACCGGAAAAGCCUAUAUUUACUCUAGAGGAACUGAAUACACUAGUGCAGUACGUAAUGGAUUUUACUGUUCUUUAUGCAUUAGAUGAUUCAGACUGGAAUGAAGAAUGUUGCGAAGUCAUAAGAGAAUAUUUUCGCGAUCCCACUAAAAUAAUUCUCACUGUUUUCUAUGAUCACAAUUCACUAAAAUCGAUGCUCGAGUUUCCAACUUAUCCUGUGGAUGGUCUCACCUACUUUUUAAGAUCACCCUGGCAAAUUUAUAAUGCUGAAAAUUUUCUGUCUACUAUUAUAUUUGGAAGCAUUAAUCACAAUGUAGAAAACGCUGUACUGAAAUUCAUGGAGAACAUAUACUCACCUAUGGUGUUUAGUAGCAAGGAAUGGCCACAAACAAUGAGAGAUGCUAUCUGUACAAAUUUAAAUAUGUUUCUAAUAAGUUUAAACGAUGCUACCUAUAAGGCUAUGGGCCUUACGAUACUUUAUAUACCCAGAGAAGGUUUAAAAUUUGAAAAAUUAAAAUCACCGGCUUAUGAAGAGUAUAUCCUACUGGAAAAUGAUGCCGAAGAAGAGCCUGAAAAAAGUGAAAGUGAAGAGAAUGAAUUAAUUGGUAGAUUGGAAAAAGUAGCACGUUACUGGAUCAGGCAGAUACGUGAAGCUUUGGCAAAGGAUACAGCACCUUAUAAUAUCAAUAGCAUAAUAGAUGAGUUUGCAUUUUGGAAUGACAGACAUGGUAAUUUGUCCUGCUUGCAUAGUCAGCUGAUAAACGAGAAUGUUCUUUUCAUCGUGAAAAAACUAGAGAACGUUCGGUCGGCUAGUGUAAGACAAUUCGCAUCGCUAACUGAAAAAGUACAAAUGGGAAUAAAGGAAGCUGCUUCAAAUAUUAUUUAUUUAAAUACUUUAACUGAGCUUUGUGAGAAGCUAAAAGCUCCUGAAUCCGUUAAGCCUUUCAUAACGGAAAUAUUGUUUCUAAUACAAUUUAUCUGGACGGAUUCGCCGUUUUAUAAUACUUCAAAUAAAAUUGAAAUUCUUUGCCGGGCUCUGAGCACGCAAAUAAUAAAUCAAUGUCAAGAUUAUAUUGAACUAGAUACUAUUUUUGAAGGCGAUACAGAAAAAGGAAGAAGCAUGUUAAAAAAAUGCAUUUCCUGUUGUCAAGAUUACAAAGAGAUUUAUGACAGACUGACCAAUAUCACUUCGGAUAUUGAAUCGCGUAAGAAAUGGAACGUGGAUAAAGAAAAGGUGUUUAAUCACGUAGACACGUUUACGCAACGUUGCCACGAUGUCAUUGAAAUUUGUGAUGCAGUUACUGUUUUUGGCAGAAGUUAUAGAGAGAAUAAAUUUGGAGGCAGCAAGGGACUGGAACACAAAAAGCAUUAUGCAAAGAUCGAAAGUUUAUUCUACGAAAAUCUUGAUAUGAUUAAAAAUUCCUAUGAUGAUAUUUUGGACGUUGCAAAGCCCGUUUGGCUUGAUGAUAUAAGCGAAUUCAGGCAUCACAUGAUGGAAUUAGAAAAUAUGGCCAGAAACUUAAUUGACGAUAUGUUUGCUGACGUUCAAAACGUAGAGGAAGGAAUUGAAGCGUUGUAUGCACUUCGAAUGUUUGAAGAACGACAAUACUUACGGGAGACUUUGCAUAACAAAUGGGUUGGGGUUUGGCAAAUUUUUAAUAAAGAACUGGAGAAUUGUGUAACUACAAUUAUUGACGAAUUGGACAUGCAUCAUCCGUCGGUGCCAUAUUAUUCAGGACACGCAACUGCAUUACGAAUAAAACGAAAUUAUUUAUCCAGGCAACAUGAAAUUAUGAUUAAUUCAUCUGAUUGGUUUGGAGAUUGCGAUGCCCAAUUAGAAAUUUUACAGAAGUACAAGAAUCUAAUCAUCGGUAUUAUCAAUAAGGAAAAAGCACUGUUCCAAUCGUGGAAUGACAAAGUUGACGAUAUUACAAAUUUUAAAAUGAAAUUGAAAGUACCAGUUUUACAGCAGCAAAAGGAUAAGACAGAAUUAAUCCAAGUUAAUAUGGAUCAAAACCUGCUAAUGAUAAUCGAGGAAAUUAAAGGAUGGAAUAAACUGAAGUAUGAUGUGAAACAGUAUAUAAAAGCACUUCCGCCCAAAAUGGAUUCAUUGAGAAACAAAUAUCAAGGGGCAGUAUCAUUGUGUAUCCAAUAUAAUGGAGUUCUAAAGACCUUAUCUAAUAAGGAACAACUUCUGUUCAAAGAAUUACUGAAAAGUCUCAGGAACUCGAUUUCACAAGGAUUUGACAAAAUUACAUGGGAUUCUGAUUCUCUUGAAAAGUUCUAUAAUGAAUGCACUGCCCAAAUAUUACAGUCUAAGGAAGUCAUACAGACCUAUAAAGAAAUAAAUUUAAAAAUCCAUCAAUUGUUUGUUAACAUAUCUAUGGUGAACCUCAUUAGUAAUGAUCCUACAAUAGAGACGUACACACUGGAUGAUCUUAUAAAUUACUUGAAUGAGGAAAGAAACCGUGGAAUCACAGAAAUACUAGAGUAUCAUAGUAGUAUAGUAAAAAUGAUACGAAAAUUAGAAAAAAUGUUUGACGCCAACGCAGAAGAGAUAACGGAGUACUGGACGAACUAUAUUGAGGAGAUGGACCGAAAUUUAUGUGAUUCACUCAUUCUGUGUAUUCAACGCUCAUUAUCAUCAUUGAUACAGUUUUUUGACAGAGACAAUAUUGCCACGCCAAUACCAUUAUUAAGAAUAAAAGCAAACUACCUAAAAAAUAAGAUAAUACUCCAACCAGAAGUGCAAUUGAUAAACCAGGCAAUAAUACAAAUAUGCAAUUCGAUCAUAUCUGUUGUUUGUUCGGUAUCACAGUUUUCGAAAAUAAUGCAAUUAAACCUCAAAUCAAUAGAAAUCAAACAAUGUAUUAACGAUAAUGAAAAAUAUCGCAAUUUAAUCAAAGAAAUUAACACAGAAAUGGAGGCCGUACAAGGUUGGAUUGAGGAAUACUUGGCAUCUAUCGAUCUUAUCAAAGAAGUAUCAAUUAUUUUUGACCAAAUAUCUACACAAACAAUUACUGAUGCUACGAUAGAUCGAAAUAUCAUUGAAGCUCAUAUUAUACAAUGUACAAACUUGAUAAUCAAAAUUCAUGCAGUUGAAGAUGAAGUUCAAGCUCAUUUUAUCUCCAUAGAUUUAAGAGUAUUGAAAUCAACAAUGAUAGAAAUUUGUGAUAAGUGGAAAGAAUCAUUGUGUGUAAGAUUAAGUAAAAUGAUUGCCGCUGAUCAAAUAUCAGAAACCAUAACAACUUCUGCUGAAGAAUUAUCAAUAUGCAGCACAUCAGUAGAAAACGGAUAGAAGCAUCAUCCGAUUAGUGUAAGAUGAUAAAAAUAAUAAAAAAAACAACGAUCAUAAA